This is a messenger RNA of Microthlaspi erraticum, 1176 nucleotides long. The record is from the annotation of a GenBank genome assembly. Lineage: Eukaryota; Viridiplantae; Streptophyta; Magnoliopsida; Brassicales; Brassicaceae.
AUGGUGAAGGAGACGGAGUAUUACGAUGUGCUCGGCGUUAGCCCCACCGCUACGGAGGCUGAGAUUAAGAAAGCUUACUACAUCAAGGCACGCAAAGUACAUCCAGAUAAAAACCCCAAUGAUCCUCAGGCUGCUCAUAAUUUCCAGGUGUUGGGAGAGGCCUACCAAGUGCUAAGUGAUCCAGGGCAACGUCAGGCCUAUGACGCUUAUGGGAAGUCAGGGAUUUCAACUGAGAUCAUUGAUCCUGCGGCAAUAUUCGCCAUGCUUUUUGGGAGUGAACUUUUCGAAGAAUACAUCGGGCAGCUUGCUAUGGCAUCAAUGGCGUCGCUUGAUAUCGUCACUGAAGGGGAUCAGAUUGAUACGAAAAAGAUUAUUGAUAAAAUGAGGGCCGUUCAGAAAGAAAGAGAAGACAAGCUUGCUCAACUUCUAAAGGACCGCCUCAACCUAUAUGCGACGAACAAAGAUGAAUUUAUUAGCAAUGCUGAAGCUGAAGUAACAAGACUCUCAAAUGCGGCAUACGGUGUGGAAAUGUUGAACACAAUUGGAUAUAUAUAUGUAAGACAAGCGGCGAAAGAGCUUGGGAAGAAAGCUAUUUAUCUCGGUGUACCAUUCGUUGCUGAAUGGUUUAGGACAAAAGGUCACUUCAUCAAAUCCCAAGUAACAGCUGCAACAGGUGCAUACGCUCUUUUCCAGCUGCAAGAGGAAAUGAAAAGGCAGCUAAGUGCUGAAGGAAAUUAUACAGAGAAUGAACUUGAGGAGUACAUGAAGUCCCAUAAGAAAGUGAUGAUUGAUUCUCUGUGGAAGCUCAAUGUUGCUGAUAUCGAAAGCACUCUCUCCCGUGUUUGUGAGCUGGUACUUCAAGAUCCCACUGCCAAGAGAGAGGAGCUUCGUGCAAGGGCAAAGGGGUUAAAAACUCUGGGGAAAAUCUUCCAGAAGAACAAGAUAGCCAGUGAGAGUGAUCCUUUAGUAAGAGCUGAACUUCACAAACUAAACGGAAAUGGUCAAGACCAUGUAGAUGCAUCCAAAUCACCAAGAUCCGAUGAAGCUUCUCACUCUGCAUUCGGGCCUCAGGAACCGCAGAGCCCUUAUGUGGAAGCACCGAAGCUUGGAGAUGAGCAAUUCAACCAGUACUUCCCGAGGCCUGCGCCGCCUCCAGGAGCACAGAGACAUUCUUAA